GCGUCGCCUCCGCCUGGGCGACACGGGCGGCGCCCCGCUCCCCUUGCCGCCGUCGCCCGCAAAUCCUCUCUCCCUUUCCCUUGCCGCCGCCGGAGGGGUCUGCCGGAGGCCGGCUCGGCCCCUAGGAUGGCGACGGCGGGGUGUUUCGCGCGGAUCUGGUGGGAGUUAGCGCAGCUCAUCGGCGGUGGAGCGCGCGCGGCACGGUACCUAUGGGUGGCCGUGGCCGUGCUGGGGCGCGCCGUGGCGCGCGCCGCGGAGCUCGUCGGGCGGCGGCUGAGGCCCAGGCGGCCAGGCGUGGCGGAGCCUCGCCGUGAGGACGUUGUGGCCUGCCUCCGCGCCUCGCUCGAGGAUCUGCUCCGGUCGCCGCUGUCGUGCGCUGUCGGUGGGGGCUUGGGCGACGUCGAGCUGUGCUUCUGCGAGGCGGAGGCCGUCGACGUGUGCGUCAGCGGGCAGAUCUGUGCGGGGGUCGGCGCACGGCGGCAUGGGUGACUCAGCGUAGCCGGUGCGCUGGCUGCGGCGAGGAAGACCACUAGGUGGUGUGACUGCGGUGGAGCUCUGGCGGUGCGGUUGCAGCUGCUGCUGCCUGCUCGGGCUUCAGUGUGGUCUGGCAUGGGCGGGUGGCCUUGCGGCUGCUGUGGCCGUGAUGGCAGCGGCAGUGCCCGCACGCUCGCGUGGCCGUGGCUGGCCAGCGGCGUCGGCACCCACACGUGCGGCUGGCCCGUUGUGGCGGCGGCGUGGCUUGCCUGUGCUUGCCUAGGUCGGGGGCGUUGACCGUCGCCGGAUCUGCAGCUGUCAGCGGCGCCUUCUGCAGGGGCGGCUUGCUCCGUGCGUUGGGGUGUGUGGUGGGAGGGCCUCUGGCGAAAGCCAUGCCCGCUUGCGGGCGGACAGCGGUGACGCCCGCGGGCGCCACCCCUACCCUAUUGAGGGUGCCGUCUUUGGUCCUCUCGCCACCAUGCGGGAACCCUCGUCUCGGCCUUCUUGGGGUCUCCCGCUGGUGCUCGUCCGACGUUAGGGCUCUGAGGGUUGGUGCGUCGGCGGACGACAGUAGGUCUUCGGAGGAAACUUUGCUUGGUUGGUACCAGGCGGGCGGCGACGACUCGUUUCUCCUUCUUGAAGGCGCGGCCCAGAAGACCUAGUUUGUGUGUUCGUCGGCGUUGUGGAGGCUCUUUGUCACUCCGCUUGGCUCGGUGGUGUCGAGGCCAUUGUCGCUUUAGGCGUCUGCUUGCUCCCGGAGUUCGGCGUUGUGGAUCUUUGCUCGUGGUGAAGAAUCAGAGCUGCCUCGUGUGGGGUGUGCGAGGCUUGGCAACGAUGGCGCGUCGUGAUCUUAUUCCUUGCGUCGGUGUCUGGAUUUAGGCGUCAUCGAGUUGCUUUGGCAGUGUGUGGCUCGUCUUGGGAAGUCGGAGCUGCUCGUCCCUUGUGUUUGAGCUUGGCAACGAUGACUCUAGAUGUGUUUGUGUGUGUGAGGCUAUUGUUGUCUAGGUGGUUUGUUAGGGCCUUCGCCGGUUUCCUGUGUAGGUUUUGGGUCCGGUUUUCCUUAAAACUGGAUCAAUUCUAUUCUUCUUAAUUGAGAGGCAGAGCUCCUGCCAUUAUGUUCAAAAAAA
Zea mays is the source of this 1601-nucleotide messenger RNA. RefSeq lists its product as uncharacterized. Lineage: Eukaryota; Viridiplantae; Streptophyta; Magnoliopsida; Poales; Poaceae. The transcript has a single exon. The record is from RefSeq and is a predicted model, not a curated record. The coding region runs from base 127 to 489 and encodes 120 amino acids.